Molecule: messenger RNA, 1073 nt
Organism: Macrobrachium nipponense
Lineage: Eukaryota; Metazoa; Arthropoda; Malacostraca; Decapoda; Palaemonidae
Gene: Use1
Product: vesicle transport protein USE1-like
Exons: 7
Coding region: 226-987 (253 amino acids)
Biological process (GO): retrograde vesicle-mediated transport, Golgi to endoplasmic reticulum
Cellular component (GO): endoplasmic reticulum; SNARE complex
Molecular function (GO): SNAP receptor activity
Source: RefSeq, a predicted model, not a curated record
CUCAUGACGUAACAAUGUCAACAUUCUCAUAGCUCCUCUGUAACACAUCUGAUACUGCCUCAGAAAUCAGCCUUUGACGAUGAUUGUGUAUCGAAAGAAAGUGAAGGCUUAGGUAGCCCAAAUCAGUCUUCAUUCAGAACUUGUCGUCGUAUAGCUUAGAUAUAAAGCUGAUACUAUUAGCUUAGCUGUCAAGACGUAGGAGAACUGUACUUACUAAGUUUCACGAUGGAACCUCCUGUUUCAAGAUCCAGGCUCGAAAUCAAUUUCAUCCGUCUUCUUGAAGAAGCACAACAAAUGGCAAAUGAAAAUAAGCCUAAAGACUGGACGUUUGAAAAGUAUAUUGGCUGGCUUCAGGAAAAGAUACCAGAAAUGGAAAAAAGUCCAAAUGCUCCUAAUGAAGAAACAUUAAAGCAUUACAAGAGACAAGUUGACUUCUUGAAAGGAGUUAUUGAUGCUGAAAAUUGCGCAAAAGUGAUUGAUUCUGGCACAGCCACUCAAAUGAUUCCUCAUGGUCCAGCAACUACUAGUGAUCACACUGUGACUCAACAGAUUCAUCACCGUGCUCAAGUAAAAACUACAAACAGGUUACGGCAAGAUUUGCUGGGCUUAGAUCCCAGAGAUGGCAGUGAUCUUAGAAAUCGUGGUGCGGGAUUAUCAGAUGUUAGUGCUGAAGACUUUCAAAGUCAGUUAUUGACAGAUGAGCAAAAGCGAGAGAAAAUGGUGGAGGAUAUGAUCAUAAUGACCAAAGAAUGGAAAGAACAAUCCAAAAUUGCUAAGAAAAUUAUACAGAAAGAUAUUGAUGUUCUUGAUAAGUCUUCAAAACUUGCUGAUUCCAAUCAAGGGCAUCUUAAAAUUGAAUCAAAUAGGUUGGCUGACUACAAUAAGAGAGGAUGCAAUUUCUGGAUUUGGAUUAUGAUCAUCCUUGUGUGCUUUACAUUUAUAGGUAUGGUAAUGUUCAUCCGCAUAUUUCCAAAGAGGCAGACUUAGUAAUUCAACAAGGUAGCUGAGGGAACUGUGUAUGUCGUAGACCAUUUAACCAUAAUCUUAAUAAUUGCAAUACAUUUUUUCUAAUG